This is a messenger RNA of Triplophysa rosa, 2793 nucleotides long. It is a transcript of the gene zdhhc2, whose product is annotated as zinc finger DHHC-type palmitoyltransferase 2. The record is from RefSeq and is a predicted model, not a curated record. The coding region runs from base 137 to 1252 and encodes 371 amino acids. Gene Ontology annotation, cellular component: endoplasmic reticulum; Golgi apparatus. Gene Ontology annotation, biological process: peptidyl-L-cysteine S-palmitoylation; protein targeting to membrane. The transcript is spliced from 14 exons. NCBI's taxonomy places the organism in Eukaryota, Metazoa, Chordata, Actinopteri, Cypriniformes, Nemacheilidae. Gene Ontology annotation, molecular function: protein-cysteine S-palmitoyltransferase activity.
UGCUACAUCGCAAACAAGAUCGACCAGGAGAGCGGGAGGAUGGAGGAGCAGACAGCAGCUGCACACUGAACAUAAGAUGUUCUAGCAUCAGUAAGGUCUUGUCGUUUUUGGCCACUUUUGGUGAUCAGAUAGAAAGAUGGCGCCGUCAGGUUCGCGCAGCAUUGACUGCUGGAGAGUUUUAUACUGGAUCCCAAUGCUGUUCAUCUGUCUGAUCGUGGCAUGGUCUUACUACGCGUAUGUAGUGCAGCUCUGCAUAGAAACUGUAGAGAACAUGGGAGAGAAGAUAGUUUACCUCCUGCUGUAUCAUGGGCUUUUCAUCAUGUUUGUGUGGUCAUACUGGCAAACCAUUUUCACAAAACCGAUGAACCCGCUGAAAGAGUUCCACCUGUCACAUCCCGACAAAGAACUAUUAGAGCGUGAAGAUCGCAGAGAAUCUCAGCAGGAGAUCCUGAGGAGACUCGCUAAGGAUUUGCCCAUUUACACAUUCACAAUGUCUGGAGCUGUCCGCUACUGUGAUCACUGCCAUCUGCUGAAGCCUGAUCGAUGUCAUCAUUGCUCAGCCUGUAAUAAGUGCAUUUUAAAGAUGGAUCACCAUUGUCCGUGGGUGAACAAUUGUGUUGGCUUCUCCAACUACAAGUUUUUCAUGCUGUUUUUAGCAUAUUCUCUGCUGUAUUGCCUCUUCGUCACUGCCACUGACUUGCAGUAUUUCAUUCAGUUCUGGACUGUUGAUGGUAAAACACAUGAACGUCUUAUGGAAUAUUUGAACGGCCUGCCUGACACUCAAGCCAAGUUCCACAUUAUGUUUUUAUUUUUCGCUGCCUCCACGUUCUCAGUGAGCCUGGCGUUUUUGUUUGCCUAUCACUGCUGGCUUGUCUGCAAGAACCGCUCCACCUUGGAGGCCUUUCGAGCACCUGCAUUCCAACAUGGACCAGACAAGAAUGGUUUCAGUUUAGGAAUCAAUAAGAACUUUCAGCAAGUGUUUGGAGAUGAAAAGAAAUACUGGCCGCUACCUGUUUUUUCAAGUAUUGGCGAUGGCUGUUCAUUCCCCACGUGUCUGGUGAACCCAGACCCCGAGCAACCCUCUUUAUCCCCUGUACACAACUCUUCAAUCAAAAGUGCUGAAGAAUCUCAUCCGUUUCCUACAAAAACUUUGAGAGAGUCUCAGAACCAACUGCUCAGUAACGGACAGUCAGAGGACAGAGUCAAGCGAGGUACAAGCAAUCCAGCCUUGACUAUUGAGAAGGAAACUUAAGUACACGCGAAUGCUGACCAGUUUAAUGAACAGGAGUUAUGUGCUAGUGAUGUCUGUUGUCAGUGGAACGGUGAAGAUUCUUACCUUACGUGUAAGCUGCUCCUGCACAGACCACUGCCUAUUCACUCUGUACCUAAUGAACUGUGAGCUUUCACAAGAGCUACCGGUGCAGGGUUAUGCUGUGUAUAUACAUAUAUGAAGGGUCACUGAGUCGGUUUGGUCAAGAUAUUUUCAACGUGCCUAAACGUACCGGCAGCAGUGGCUGAACAUUCAAGAAAUUGAUGUACCAGCAAGACCCACUUGUUAAACGUUUGCAUACAUGUCUUGGUGUAGGCGGUGCUAAAGAUGGUGGCAUUUUUGUUAGUCUGGGAAACCUGAACAUUUAUGCAUGCUACAGUAUGUGAUAGUAGUUUUUUUAACGUUUGACAUGUAAAAACUGAAAAGCCCAAGAGCUUACGCACUGCACUACAACAGUUUAAAUUGUUUUUUGUCCUUGCAUUAUUGAAAUGCAGGUGUGUCUGAUGAAUGUAUGUAUUUUUUAUUUACUACAUAUUAACAUACAUUUUUAUGUCAUGACAGUCUGUUUUGUACAAGCAGUUUCACUUCUGAGGAUCGUGUGUUGAUCUCAGUUUUGCAAAACACAACGACACAAUAACUGUUGUAGAUGCUUAUUUGAAAUUUAAGGUCAACAUUUUAUCAGUAUGUGUAUUCCUUGGGACUCAAACCCUUAACCCUUUGUGUUGUAAAUGCCAUGCUGUACCAACUGAGCUUCAAGAACGUUACACCGGACAGUCAAAGGAUAUUCAGACAAAAACUAUUCAAGUUUUACCUGAUAGCACAGGGAAGAAAAACAAUCGGCACUUUGAACAACGCUGUACAUUAUUUUACAUUUUUGCUAUCGAAAGAAGUAUGCUAUGUUCAUAUACAUUAUUAUACUGCAGUAGCAAAGUGAACAAUUUGUCAUUAAAUGUCAGUAUAUCAGAUUAUUCUUUCAGCGUUUUAUGCAUAACCAUGUUUGCACAAGAAAUGCAAAACUCAAAGAUGUGUUUUUUACUGAUCACAUCUGAUUUAUCCAAGGGCUCUAUUAACAAAUUUAAUACCGUAAUGAAUAUUUCUGCUUUAUAUCUGAUUCCUGAGAUUGCAUGUAAUUGUACUUGAAUGUACCAGCUAGUGUGAUCUUCAUAUUGACUUGAGGUGUGAACUAAACCUCAAAAAUGCCAAAAGUUGUGCUGUGUUGUUGUCCGUUUCGUAGUUUGUAUGGAAACGUGUCAUUUGGGAUUUGUAAUUUUGUUAACAUACCACAAACUGUGAUACAAGAUUUCUGGCCUCUUAUUUUGUGCAUCUAGACCAGCCGAUUGUAGUUUGUAGAAAAUGUGUUUGUUGUCUUUUAUGAGUACAUUAAAUUCAGCUGGAUGUGUUUGCGUUAGUAGCUUCAUGUAGCUAUCUGCGUAGUCUUAUCUGUACGAUUAGGUCAUUGAAUGAUAUGCUUGGAUGAAUUGUAUUAAUCUGUGAGAAAUAAACUGAUAUUUUAUUAAAUGCUA